Molecule: messenger RNA, 1609 nt
Organism: Mugil cephalus (flathead mullet)
Lineage: Eukaryota; Metazoa; Chordata; Actinopteri; Mugiliformes; Mugilidae
Product: creatine kinase U-type, mitochondrial-like
Exons: 10
Coding region: 187-1431 (414 amino acids)
Biological process (GO): phosphocreatine biosynthetic process
Cellular component (GO): mitochondrion
Molecular function (GO): creatine kinase activity
Source: RefSeq, a predicted model, not a curated record
CCAGUGAGCGGCUAAUCCUGAGCCCGUGGCCCCGUCUCUCCCUGAUCCAAUCCCCGUUCUUCAGUCUGCUCUCAAUUUGCAGAUCGAGCAUCUCUGUGCUGAGCUGCAGGAAACGCUCCGGCCCUUCCGUCACAUCCAGUCUUCAGCUAUUCUGAGAUAAAAAAAGGAAAAAGAGCACGCAUUACCAUGGCAAACUCUUUCACCCGCAUGAUUUCUGGCCGUAACACGGCAGCGAUUUUGGCCAUUGGCGCUGGGAGUCUGGCAUCUGGAUUCCUCCUCAGUGACAGCACUGCCGCUGCUGAGAGGAGGAGGCUCUAUCCACCCAGCGCAGACUUCCCCGACCUGAGGAAGCACAACAACUGCAUGGCAGCGGCCCUGACCCCAACCAUUUAUGCACGCCUGAGAGACAAGACAACACCCAGCAACUGGACCCUGGACCAGUGCAUCCAGACCGGGGUGGACAACCCUGGACACCCCUUCAUCAAGACUGUGGGCAUGGUAGCUGGAGAUGAGGAGAGCUACGAGGUGUUUGCUGAGAUCUUCGACCCUGUUAUAAAGGAUAGACACAACGGCUAUGACCCUCGCACAAUGAAGCACCCCACUGACCUGGAUGCUUCCAAGGUGACCUCAGGAUUUUUUGAUGAACGCUACGUGUUGUCAUCUCGCGUCCGCACCGGUCGCAGCAUCCGUGGGCUGAGCCUCCCUCCCGCGUGCUCUCGCUCUGAGCGCCGGGAAGUGGAGCGCGUGGUUGUGACGGCUCUGUCCGGCCUGAAGGGAGACCUGGCUGGUCGCUACUACAGCCUGGGGGAGAUGACUGAGAGAGAGCAGCAGCAGCUCAUUGACGAGCACUUCCUGUUUGAUAAACCUGUGUCACCUCUGCUCACAUCAUCUGGGAUGGCCAGAGACUGGCCUGAUGCUCGCGGGAUCUGGCACAACAACCAGAAGAACUUCUUGAUCUGGAUCAAUGAGGAGGACCACACAAGGAUCAUAUCCAUGGAGAAAGGAGGAAACAUGAAGAGGGUGUUCGAAAGGUUCUGCCGAGGUCUUAAACAGGUGGAGCAGCUCAUUCUGGAGAGAGGAUGGGAGUUCAUGUGGAACGAGCGUCUGGGCUACAUCCUCACCUGCCCCUCUAAUCUCGGCACCGGGCUCAGGGCUGGUGUGCAUGUUCGUCUGCCCCUACUCAGCAGGGACCCUCGCUUCAAAAAGAUCCUGGACAACCUGAGGCUACAGAAGAGAGGCACAGGAGGAGUUGACACGGCUGCUACUGGAGACACCUUUGACAUCUCUAACCUUGACCGUCUGGGCAAGUCAGAGGUUGAGCUGGUACAACUAGUGAUCGACGGCGUGAACUACCUAAUUGAAUGCGAGAAGAGGCUGGAGAAGGGGCAGGACAUCAAGAUCCCUUCCCCGAUUGCUCAGUUCAGGAAGUGAAUCUCACCUCUGCUCCAGCCCUAACCCUGGAAUAGAGCAGGUGCUCCAACCGCUGGUCGCUAACUGUUGGUCUUAUCAGAUAUAAGUGGCACGUGUAGCUGCGUGCUAAGUGAUGUGCACAAUACAUUUAUGACAUGUACAUGAAUUCUUAACACAAUAAACUCUCCUGAUAAACAGA